Messenger RNA from Acanthopagrus latus (yellowfin seabream), 5405 nucleotides. It is a transcript of the gene nrg3b, whose product is annotated as neuregulin 3b. The record is from RefSeq and is a predicted model, not a curated record. The transcript is spliced from 9 exons. Lineage: Eukaryota; Metazoa; Chordata; Actinopteri; Spariformes; Sparidae. Gene Ontology annotation, molecular function: chemorepellent activity. The coding region runs from base 2038 to 4401 and encodes 787 amino acids. Gene Ontology annotation, biological process: nervous system development; animal organ development; intracellular signal transduction.
CGGGCGUGUGUGCGCGCGCUGCUGUGGCCGCCGCCUCCUCCCUGUGCCUCCCUAUCUGCAUCUGCUGCAGAGCUCAGCCAACACGCAUCUCCUCUGUGCUCUCUCUCUCUCUCUCUCUGCACUUGUUUUUCCCACUACCUACAUAUCUCUGCCCACCACAAUCUUUUUCUUUCUUUCCUUCUUUUUUUUUGAGGGGAGGGUGGUGCUGAUGAGGGGAGAAAGUCAGCUCGCACCUCCACCCGAAGAGAGCGAGAGAGAGAAAGAGAAAGAGAGAGAUGGGGCACUCGCUAGUCGUCACUUUGGAGUAUUGGGGACGGCGGUGAACCGGAGGGAGAGAGCGCCGGAUGGCUUAGGAGCCGUGAAACCCACAUCACUCACCGCGGAUUGAGCAAGCACCCCUCCUCCCCCCCUCCCCUCUCUCCCUCCCUCCCUCCAUCCUCUCUCUCCCCCUAGUCUGCAGCCUCCAAGAACAGCCGCCGCAUCAUUUUUUCAGAGCAGCAGCAGCAGCAGCAGCAGCAGCAGCAGCCCCCUCCCUCCCUGCCUGCCUGCCUGCCUGCCUGCCUCUCUGCCUCUCUGCCUGUCUGCCUCCAUCCUCUCUCCAUCUCCCUUCUCCUCUGCUGCCUGCACCACUGUGGGAAUGCAGCGGAGGUAAAAAAGAAAAAAAGAAAAAAGAAAAGAAAAAAAACGCAUCGUGGAGGAUUCUUUCUUUCUUCUUCUUCUACUUCUUCCUCCUCCUCGGAUCUAUCCUCAGCUGCGGGGCGGACAGCUUUGGAGACGCACGGCUGUCCCCCCAAAAAAUCAAGAGUAGAGUGAGGGUGGUGGUGGUGGAUCAGUUUUUUUUGGGGGGGGGGGAUUUUACCGGCGGAUCACAAGCAAACCCCGAUCCCACUUGGACGCCCUGCCUAUCAUCAGUUUCGGUCCUCUCUCCCUCUCCCUCUCUCUCUAUCACCGACUGGAUUACCUGCAGCUGGAGCGGACCGAAAUAAUACAAAAAGAAAAGGGGAAAAAAGGGUGGCCAGGGCGCACGGAGAGCUGAGGAGCCAUCAGAGGGAAAAAACUUGACAAAGACACCUGACAGACAGACAGAGAGAGAGGCGGGAGAAAGCUCUCCGAGAAGGUCAAACGGACUCAAGCGACACCUUUUGAAGAAAUACCGGAUUAAAGGAACGAUCCGCGGGUUAAUUUUUUCCUUGUUGCUGUCAGGUUUUUAAGGACCCCUAUGCGGCCCGAUAAUCAACCAAUUGAGAGUGGAGAAGGGUGCCGCCGGAGCCUGGGUUGUUGGUCUACGCACGCACACACACGCACGCACAUGGAUUUACAGCUCCGGUCUGAAGCGGAUCGAUAUCUUUCCUCCUCCUCCUCCUCCUCCUCCUUCUUCUUCAUCAUCUUCUUCUGCUUUUUCUUAUAAUUUUUUUUUCUCCCCCGACCGUCGGCUUUUUUUUUUCCUUGUAACAAGGGAGGAGUGAAGCAUCCUGGGAUUUAUCAUCGCUUCGUUAGGCUGAACUACAGUGAGGCGCCCUCUCGCUUCGCUCUCUCACCUGUCCAUAACCUGUGUGCUGGUGUGGAAGUGUGUGUGUGUGUGUGUGUGUGUGUGUGUGUGUGUGGUUUUCUCUCUUGUGCGUAGCCGUUGUGUGUGUAUGUGUGUGUAUGUGUGUGUGUGAGUGCGCGCGCGCGCGUUGGUGUGUGUUUGCGUGUGUUUGGUUUGUUGUCCGCCAGAGGGAGUGUAGGUUAUAUUGCUUGUGUAUGCAUUUGAGUGCUGUGCCAGCUUUUAAUUAGUCCUACGUGACUGUGAGUGAUUGUGUCUGCAAGUGAUUGUGCAUAAAUUCAUGGUUUAGGUUUGUGCAUGUAGGUGUGUAUAUCUAUAUAUUUAUAUGUAUAGUGAGGAUAUAGGCAUUGUGUGGGUCAUUACUUAAGAUGCCCAGCGUUUCUCCUGCACCACACCCCCUUCCUUGUAUUCGCCCUUGUAACAUUUGGCCACCUGUUUGACCCCCCCCCUCCCCUUCGACACCCCAAGAGACGAAAAACAUCUCCGGCAGGAUGAGCGAGCGCUCCGGUGCGAGCACUCUGGCGGCCAUGACGCUGGAGGAGCCAGGAGCUGAGCAAGCGUCUCCUCGAGCCCCGGGCCCCCUCCGCUGCGGCCCCUGUGCCGUGUGGCCUCGCCAGCAGACGUGGCUGUGUGCCGUGCCCCUGGUUAUGGGCUUUGUUGGACUGGGACUCAGUCUCAUGCUGCUGAAAUGGAUUGUGGUAGGAUCCGUUCAAGACUAUGUCCCCACUGAUCUGGUGGAUCCUAAAGGUAGCAUUGGACAGGACCCUAUAUUUCUCUCCAAACCCAGUGCCAUGCCCAAGGGGCCCGACAUUCCCACCGCCACCACGACUUCAGCUGCCUCUACCACGGCGAUGGUGUCGACUACCACGCCGCUAGCCGCGGAUGGUACCGCCCCAGCGCCAAGAACUCGAUCAGGGCCGCCAGCAAAUCACUCAGCCAAUGGCAGCACUGCCAACGGGGAUGGCAGCCGGGCCCCACACCUUCACAACCGUGUAGGCACCCGCGUUAGCGGCGGGACAGUGGUUACCAGUUCCACCACUCGCGCCACCCGACUCAACGCGCCACCCGGUGGUAAGGAGGUCACCCCUCGCAGCACAGUUAGAAAAGGGAGCAGCGCCAGUAAUGGACGUAACGGAGCUGCUAACUCAAAGCCAGGGCAGACCUCUCCUGGCAUCACCACUACAGCGCCCACCACAACUACAGCCACUGUAAAGACCACUGCUAAGGUGCAGCCAACCACCUCCCAGCCGGCAGCCCCGGUCAAGCCCACGUCACGCUGGAAUCACGGGCGCCCAGGAAAGGGCCCUGCCACGCGCCCACACCACCGCUUCCGUACACCGGUGGCCCCCACACUUCCCAGUCUGAGUUCAGAGGUCUUCAAGCCCUGUGUGGAAGACAAGGACCUGGCAUUCUGUCUAAAUGAGGGAGAGUGCUCCAUCAUUGAAACCGUGGCUGGAGUUCACAGACACUGCAGGUGUAAGGAGGGAUAUCACGGACUACGCUGUGACCAGUUUGUACCCAAGACAGAUGCUAUCUUGUCAGACCCAACAGACGAGCUCGGGAUCGAAUUCAUGGAGAGCGGUGACACCUACCAGAGGCAGGUGCUGUCCAUCUUCAGCAUCGCCUCGGGGAUCUGUCUUCUCGGAGUGGCGUGCAUGGCUCUCUACCGCCGCAACAAAAGACACAGGGAAAAACUCCAGGCUCAUUUCUCCGACAGCCGCAGCCUGAGGGACUGCAGCGUCAACGCCUCCGGCCUCAUGUCCAAAUCGACUCCCCGCCUCCAGUACAGCCUCCAAUUCCAAAAGAGCUGCAGUUCUCACGGAUCGUCUGCUAAGGACGGCAGCGCAGCACCCGGCACGUCAACAGCGGCCCCGCCUAUCCUCAGCAGAGCACUGUCGAAAGGAAAACGCUUCAGGAGUAGCUCCCUUUCCCUAAGUCCUGCCCAACAGCGGAGGGAGAACCACUACUUCAGAACGCCUCCCAUCCCCAGAGGAAAACACAAAAUAUCAACCAAUCUCGUCGAUGGAUCCAGAGCGUCUGGCCACGUCUACAAACACCUGCAGGAGGACGAGUCAACAGACGUGGAGUCAAUUAGAAGGUGUGAUUCUGCCGGGGGUAGAGUCGGCGCCCUCCUCAGCAGGACUUCACUCACUCACUUCGCAGCCAGAAAGGGAUGGACCGAGGUGCCCUGCACCCGCCUGGACAAGGGAACAACCUAUCUUCCACCCUCCCUGCGCACCCAAUCUGUGCCCAUCAUCCCUUCACUCCAAGCGUGUGACCUUGAGGCGGGGAACUUGGACAUGAGUGGCCGGAACCAAGGGGGGCUCCUCAAGUGGCACCCCAUGCUGGCUGGAAAGGCGUCGGUGCCCAUUCGUAGUUCUCCCUCCCCUGCCUGUGAGACCGUUGUGCUGGCUUCUGGUGUCAUGCCCAGCGGUGUUCGCCCUCCUGUCACCGCCACCACUGCUGCGCUGGGCUCGGAGAAGAAUCUCAGCUCCUCGCAAACACCCUGCUCCAUUGAAAUCACAGUGGAACUCGGGCAGGAAUUAAAACAGAAAAGCCUCUCCGGCCCCAUGAAAAUGUCUGGGUCUCAGAGCGAGAUCCAAGGCGGUGGCGCAAAAACUCUCGAGGCUGGGACUACGCAGGAGUCAGAGGGGAAAAGUGUGCAGUGUUCAGCCAGAGUGGUGCACACAGGCAUCGGGACCAGAGGUUUGAAGGCAGCAGGCCAAAGAGAAGCCCAGGGACAGUGCCAAGGUCAGACAUCCCUCGUGUAUGGAGGCGCAAACGGCUCCUUGGCCACCAAAGGACCCAGCUGCAGAGGAACUGGAAAUGCUUAUGCCAAGCCCUCUGCAAGCUGAUUGGAUUAACUCUGUAAAGCUUUCACAGACAGUGUUUCCAAUGACUGUAUACCUUUGCUGGUGGCACAGGAUGUUUAGCAGGUGGGACCAUCUGUGGGGCCGCACGGACCAAUGACAGAUGGCGGUCGUUUUUGAUGGAACAUGAACAGACUGAACUGCGGAGGAAAAAAAAAUAUUGACACUACAAAAGACAUCAAAUUAUAAAGAAAAAGAGACUAAACAAACACACACAUUGUGAAUAAAUGUGACUCAAUAAGGAAAACAAAAACCGUGACUUGAGUGGGAGCUUGACUUAAACAGUGUAUUGAAAAAAAAUGCCACUAUUUAAAAGGAGCUUCUACUUAGAAACCAAAAUAGUGUGUCAUCUCUAUGUUGUUUCUCUAUUGUAAAGAAAUGAAAUUAUAUAUGUCAUAUUAUAUACGUCAUAUAGACGUAUAUAUAUUUGACUACAAUUGUGACAAAAUAAAGAUUAAGAUAACAGUGUUAAUUAAGGGCUUUGUUUAUCUGAAUCCAUUUUUACUACAUGAUGUGCAGAAUGUCUUGCGUUUUGUUGGUAGAUUGUUGUCUUGGACGGGGCAAUGUGUAAGAUAUGGCCAGUAUUUCAGUUUAAAACAUUCAAAAAAUGGACAUUAUGUUAUGAGUAUGAAGAAACAACCGUGUUACAUGAAAGACGUCUGUGUACUGUGUUGCAGAGAUGUCUAUUGAAGUUAGCAUGCUAACCAGCUAGCCCUGGCCCUUCCUGUCUCGUAAUACCACUUUGUACCUCAAGAAUUAGCCCGUUUGCUAGUUAUGGGGCAUUCAAACCAAACUGGGUGCCACACAGGUAACGCACAACAUAAUUAUAAUCCAGCAAUCAAACUUGGGCGUGUAAAGUGAGGCAAAUAUUCCCUUCAUGUUAGGUCUGAACACACCAUUAGUCUUAUAAGUAAACAAAAUAAAUUCACAAAAUGUCAAGAAAGGAAAUAUUUUUACACCUACUCUCCGUAAUAAACAGAAAAACACAA